Messenger RNA from Megalobrama amblycephala (Wuchang bream), 1495 nucleotides. Its product is annotated as gastrula zinc finger protein XlCGF7.1-like. Gene Ontology annotation, biological process: regulation of DNA-templated transcription. The transcript is spliced from 2 exons. The record is from RefSeq and is a predicted model, not a curated record. NCBI's taxonomy places the organism in Eukaryota, Metazoa, Chordata, Actinopteri, Cypriniformes, Xenocyprididae. The coding region runs from base 172 to 1032 and encodes 286 amino acids. Gene Ontology annotation, molecular function: RNA polymerase II cis-regulatory region sequence-specific DNA binding; DNA-binding transcription factor activity, RNA polymerase II-specific.
CCCUACUUGGAUGGAGAGUUUGGGAAAGACAGUCCAAGAAGAGUUUCCAUUGGCUAAUCGAUCAGUUAAGCCACUCCCACAGCCGUCGUCAUAAACACGGAAUCAGACCCUGAUCAUCAGUCUGGAGAAGAAGCCGCUGGAUGAGGAAGAUCCAGAAGAAACAGCUGAAAGAUGGAGUUUGAUAAAGACAUGAGAGACUCAGAAACAUGCAGAACGACAGAUGAAGAAAAUGAGGAGGAAGAAGACCUGAUGGAAGAAGAAAGUGAAGAUGAAAGUGAAGAAGAAAGUGAAGAUGAAAGUGAAGAUGAAAGUGAAGAACUGAGUGAACAGGAAGAAGAACAUCUAAAGAAAUCUAAAAAGAACUUGUCACGAAAAAGAACAGGAGGUAAACAUUCAUGCACCUGCCUUCAGUGUGGAAAGAGUUUCGCAUGUAAAGCAAGCCUUAAGGAUCACACAAGGAUUCACACUGGAGAGAAGCCUUACACAUGCAAUCACUGUGGAAAUGAGUUUAGAUUCAAAGUAACCCUUAAAGAACACAUAAGGAUUCACACUGGAGAGAAGCCUUACAUAUGCGAUGGAUGUGGGAAGAGUUUCAGACACAGAUCAAGCCUUCGGGAGCACACUAAAAUCCACAUCGGAGAGAAGCCUUUCACAUGCCUGCAGUGUGGGAAGAGUUUUACACUUAAAUCAUACCUUAAUACUCAUAUAAAAUCUCAAUCCAGAGAGAAGCCGUUCAUCUGUCCUCAGUGUGGAAAAGGUUUUAGUCGGGCGGCACUCCUGAAAAUCCAUGAGAGCAUCCACAGCGAAGUGAAGCCGUAUCACUGCGCUCCAUGCGGGAGGAGUUUCAGCCAAAUAGCCGCCCUUCAAAGACACUUGAAAUCUUUCAUACAUAAUAAAUACAGACCCCUAGAAAAAUUCAUGCUCCAAACUGUAGCCUCAGGUCAUGGUUUUCCCUCAGGAGCAAAUGUGUUCGAAAAGAGCAAUUCACUAAAACACAUUACCUGCAGUGAGAACGGCAGUACAGGGACAUGAAUGUAUUAGUUCUUAAAAUUUAAACAUGUCUGGUGCUGUGAAGGUCAGGAUUAACAGCUGUCAUGUUUCAUUUGGUGUUUUCAUUUAAUAAAUACUGUUUUACGUCUAGAUCAGGGGUGGGGAACUUUGGCCUUCAAAAUCCACUUUCCUGCAAAGCUUGCCAUAGUUACUCAUUUGUUAAUUGAUUAGCCCCACCUGUUCCUUGUUCCAUUUAGGGUGUGUAUUUAUACCCUGCUUGAUUUGGUUAUUUGUUCUCAUCUAUAUGUUUUGGUUCACUGUGCUUCUGCAUUUUUCCAGUGUUCCUGAGUGUUUUGUUUUUUUAUUUUAUAAAUACCACUUUGUCUCAAGAUCUUCAUCUCUCCUUGUCUUGCACCAACCGUCACAACAACAUUUGAGGAAAACAGAAAAUUAUGCAGACAUAUUUUUUUUGGCCAGGCUGUCAUAUAUGGAAAUUAUGAAUGAA